Molecule: messenger RNA, 2093 nt
Organism: Macrosteles quadrilineatus (aster leafhopper)
Lineage: Eukaryota; Metazoa; Arthropoda; Insecta; Hemiptera; Cicadellidae
Gene: Sam-S
Product: S-adenosylmethionine synthase
Exons: 9
Coding region: 132-1343 (403 amino acids)
Biological process (GO): S-adenosylmethionine biosynthetic process
Cellular component (GO): cytosol
Molecular function (GO): ATP binding; methionine adenosyltransferase activity
Source: RefSeq, a predicted model, not a curated record
UGUCACGUGACCUCACCGAGGUUAUAAAUAGGAGGGAUCUUCUCUCACUCCAUCUCUUUUCCACACUAGCAUUCGUCGGGAAUCGACCUCGUCCAUCGUUUUACUCUGCGCCGUCUAUUCAUUUCAGUGCCAUGCCGGAAUCAUCUCACAAAUAUAUCAACGGUUUUCAAAACGGCCACAUGGAGGAAACGCCAGACGAGGAAACGUUUCUAUUCACCUCAGAAUCCGUCGGCGAGGGACAUCCAGAUAAAAUGUGUGAUCAGAUAAGUGAUGCUAUAUUGGAUGCUCACCUAAAACAAGAUCCAAAUGCUAAAGUUGCAUGUGAAACUGUCACCAAAACAGGGAUGGUAUUGCUCUGUGGUGAAAUCACAUCAAAAGCUGUUGUGGACUAUCAAAAAGUAGUCAGAGACACCAUCAAACACAUUGGAUAUGACGACUCAUCUAAAGGGUUUGACUUCAGAACGUGCAACGUUCUGUGUGCCUUGGAAGAACAGUCACCAAACAUAGCAAAAGGAGUUCACAAAGACAAAGACGAUGAAGAUAUAGGGGCCGGUGAUCAGGGACUGAUGUUUGGCUAUGCUACGGAUGAGACAGAGGAAUGUAUGCCACUGACAGUCACGUUGUCACACAAGUUGAACCAAAGGAUUGCUGAUCUCCGUCGCAGUGGAGAGUUCCCCUGGGCUCGUCCUGACAGCAAGACCCAGGUUACCUGCGAGUAUUGCUUUGUACGAGGGGCCUGUGUACCUCUACGAGUACAUACAGUUGUCGUCUCUCUCCAACAUUCAGAGAAGGUCAGUCUGGAAGAAUUGAGGCAGCAAGUCAAUGAAAAAGUCAUCAAAGAAGUGAUCCCAGCUAAAUAUCUUGAUGCCAACACAAUUGUUCACAUCAAUCCCUGUGGAGAAUUCAUCGUAGGAGGACCUCAGGGAGAUGCUGGCUUGACUGGUCGCAAGAUCAUCGUAGACACAUACGGAGGCUGGGGAGCCCAUGGUGGAGGAGCGUUCUCAGGCAAAGACUUUACUAAGGUGGACCGCAGUGCAGCCUACGCUGCCCGCUGGGUCGCCAAGUCACUGGUCAAAGCCGGCUACUGCAAACGUUGUCUUGUGCAGGUUUCCUAUGCUAUUGGAGUUGCCGAACCUAUCUCCAUAACACUGUUUGACUACGGCACGUCAACUAAGUCACAGAAAGACCUUCUUGCCAUUGUUAAGAAGAAUUUCGACCUGAGGCCUGGAAAGAUUGUGAGGGACCUCAACUUGAAGAAUCCUAUCUACCAGAAGACAAGUUCCUAUGGUCACUUUGGACGAGACAUCUUUCCUUGGGAGCAGCCAAAGCAGCUUGAAGAGUAGCAUCAGCCACUAAUAACUUGUGGACCCAUCAGUAAUUAAAUGGCUGCUUAUAAACAAUCAGUUUUAAGGUGUAGUCAUUCCAGUGAGAUCACCGUUAGAUAUUGUUAACAAUUUCAACUACUCAACAUUGCUGAACAGUUUAGAACAUCAACAUGAUUAUCAAAUUGGCAUCAAACAAUUUAUUAAUCAUUCACAUUUUUGUCAUAUGUUAUUAAGUAGUUUUUUAAUCAUUUAUUUGCUAAAAUCCCAAGACAUUGUUGUUAAAGUUAUCCUUAUUAUUAAGUUUUUAUUUUUCGUUUAUAUUUGCAGUUAAAUUAUAGCUUUAUAAGUCAGUUUUUUUUACUGUUUAAUAUCCUUUCAGUAUGAUUUGUAUUAGUUUUUAUACAUCAAAGACUUAGUUUACUAUUUAUCUUUGCAUUUUCAAUAAGUCUGAUUCUUGACAAAUGCAUAAACAAGUGAGUUGACAGACCCAGGCAAGGGCUACCUUGCUUGCAAAUGCUAUGCGACUAUUGCAUCAUUUGUGUUGUGUUUCCGAGAAGAUUUUGGAAAAGAGCUUUUUCGAAAACACACCGGUCUGCCAACAAUAACAUCCUGUUGCAAAGUGGAAAUUGGAACAGGACUGCUCAUCAGAGUUUUACUAAUUUUUAGUCUCACUUCGAGGUGUUGUGUGUCCAAGUGAUUUCUUAUUUCGUAUUCUGCAUCGUCUAUGAGAUAUUUAUUGUACCAUAUAAAUAAAUAUCAUAGAAGCAA